This is a messenger RNA of Microcebus murinus (gray mouse lemur), 1846 nucleotides long. It is a transcript of the gene HNRNPAB, whose product is annotated as heterogeneous nuclear ribonucleoprotein A/B. Gene Ontology annotation, molecular function: RNA binding. The record is from RefSeq and is a predicted model, not a curated record. Gene Ontology annotation, cellular component: nucleoplasm; chromatin. Gene Ontology annotation, biological process: regulation of gene expression. Lineage: Eukaryota; Metazoa; Chordata; Mammalia; Primates; Cheirogaleidae.
GCGAGGUGGCCCCCUGGCCCCCGGCAUUAUAAAGAGCGCCACGAGUCGGCAUUGUCAGGCGGCGGCAGCGCGCGGGCCGGGGCUGGGCUUGGGGUCGGCGGCUCUGUUCGGCGGCGGCCGAGGAGGCGGGAGCGCGGUCGGAGCGGCUCCGUCGGCGGACGGAGGCGAGGCCCCAGCAGCGCGAGCCCGAGCGCGGCCGAGCCCGCGGAGCCUUCCCCGGCGGGUGGGGACGAGCGGGCCGCGCGGCGUCAUCGGCGGCGAGGAGCCGCCGCGCUUCGGCCUAGUAUGUCGGAAGCGGCUGAGGAGCAGCCCAUGGAGACGACGGGCGCCACCGAGAACGGACACGAGGCCGCCGCCGAGGGCGAGCCGCCGGCCGGGGCUGGCGGCGGGGCCGCGGCGGGGGCCGGAGGCGGGACCGCGGCGCCCCCGGGCGGGAAUCAGAACGGCGCCGAGGGUGACCAGAUCAACGCCAGCAAGAACGAGGAGGACGCAGGGAAAAUGUUUGUCGGUGGCCUGAGUUGGGAUACCAGCAAAAAAGAUUUAAAAGACUAUUUUACUAAAUUUGGGGAGGUCGUUGACUGUACGAUAAAAAUGGACCCCAACACUGGACGGUCAAGAGGGUUUGGGUUUAUCCUCUUCAGAGAUGCAGCCAGUGUGGAGAAGGUCCUAGACCAGAAGGAGCACAGGCUGGAUGGCCGUGUCAUUGAUCCUAAAAAGGCCAUGGCUAUGAAGAAGGAUCCAGUGAAGAAAAUCUUUGUGGGGGGUCUGAAUCCUGAAGCUACCGAGGAAAAGAUCAGGGAGUACUUUGGAGAGUUCGGGGAGAUCGAGGCCAUUGAGCUUCCAAUGGAUCCAAAGUUGAACAAGAGACGAGGUUUUGUGUUUAUCACCUUUAAAGAAGAAGAACCUGUGAAGAAGGUUCUGGAAAAAAAGUUCCAUACUAUCAGUGGAAGCAAGUGUGAAAUCAAGGUGGCUCAGCCCAAAGAGGUCUAUCAGCAGCAGCAGUAUGGCUCUGGGGGCCGUGGAAACCGCAACCGGGGGAACCGAGGCAGCGGCGGUGGUGGUGGCGGUGGAGGUCAGAGUCAGAGUUGGAAUCAGGGCUACGGCAACUACUGGAACCAGGGCUACGGCUAUCAGCAGGGCUACGGGCCCGGCUAUGGCGGCUACGACUACUCGCCCUAUGGCUAUUACGGCUACGGCCCCGGCUACGACUACAGUCAGGGUAGUACAAACUACGGCAAGAGCCAGCGACGCGGCGGCCAUCAGAAUAACUAUAAGCCAUACUGAGGCGGCGGCAGGAGCGCUCGACCAGCUGACCGCACAUGCUUUGUUUGGAUAUGGAGUGAACACAAUUAUGUACCAAAUUUAACUUGGCAAACUUUCUAUGGCCUGUCCCAUGUGCAUCUUAUUUAAAAUUUGCCCCCUGGAAAUCACUCUCCUGUUUACUAUUUCCAGAGCUCUAGUUGUUUUAGGCAGCGUGUGGUGUCUCAGAGGCCAGAGCGGCAUUACGGGCUGAUUUUACUACCAGGUUACCCAGAACCAGAUGGGAGGGUCUGCUCCCGCCGCCGCUCUGCAGCCUGGGCCUGUGGACCCUGGUCGUAAAAGAGUAAACUGUACCUUAGGAAACCAGUGUCACCUUUUUUUCACCUUUUAAUUUUAUAUUGUUUGUGUCAUACAUUUCCUGUAAUGGAAGUGUUAAUUUUACUGUACUUUUUGGUACCUUUUUGGGAAUCUAAUGUAUUGUAAGGUAUUUUACACGUGUCCUGAUUUUGCCACGACCUGGAUAUUGAAGCUAUCCAAGCUUUUGAAAUAAAAAUUUAAAAACCCCCAAGCCUGGGUGAGUGUGGGA